Messenger RNA from Fusarium coffeatum, 648 nucleotides. RefSeq lists its product as uncharacterized. The record is from RefSeq and is a predicted model, not a curated record. NCBI's taxonomy places the organism in Eukaryota, Fungi, Ascomycota, Sordariomycetes, Hypocreales, Nectriaceae. The coding region runs from base 1 to 648 and encodes 215 amino acids. The transcript has a single exon.
AUGUCUCGCUUUUCGGUUCUCGCUGGCUCCGUCGCCUUUCUUGUCAUCUCUGGCGUCAAUGCUGGACCAUGCCGUCCUUCAUCAUCUGUUAUUUCUUCAGGUCUUGAGACCGCUACAACCUCAAUCGAGGUUGCCGAGCCGACUACCACUCUUCUAUCAACCUUGACUACUGAGACUGAAGUCUCCGAAACCCUUUCUGUUACAAUUGCAAGUACUGAAGGCGUCACCACUACUGAGGCUUCCGACACUGCUCAUGAUACCACCACCACUGAAGCUGCUACUACUGAGAUGGCUACCACUACCGAAGCGGCAACCACCGCCGAAACUACAACUGCCCUUGCCACAACCAGCGCAGCCCCAGCCCCAGUCCCAGUCCGAAACCACGAGUGCAAGGACCUUGUCAGUCCAUACAUGGCACCCAACGGCGCUUCUUACAACUUUGAUUGCAACACCAGUCCAUCCUCCUACUUCCCCGUCGAUUUUUACGAUGUCACCAGUUUCGAACAAUGCUUGUUUCAGUGUUCACUGAGCUCGGAUUGCAGGGGUGUAGUUUGGGAACAAGCAAGCUUCUUCUGCGGUUCUUUUAGUUCAGCUGACGGUAGUGAGAGCUUCCUAGGUGUCGACGUUGCAUAUAAGAUUGAGGUUUAG